GACUAUGUUUCCCUGUAAAGAGGGAGCACCAGGUUAUGCAAAAACGUUUGCAUUUCUUGGGUCACUUUUUCCUUGUUAUCGGUGUAAUAGGAAGUAUUUCAGCGAUCUACAAUGGCACGUAACCACUACGACUACGUGCACCAACUUCUGUGCUCAACGACGAUUUCUAAGUUACAAUUCCUUUUCUAUAUCGAAGAUGUAUGCGAUGCAGAAAAAGCAAAAGAAGGCGCACGAAGGAAACCUCGAAUGGGAUUGUGUAGGUGGUAUACGACGCCGAAAAAGUAGCCUGGGCCAUCGACCACUUCAAUCAUCUAUACAAGCUCGUAAAGAGGCAGAAAUGAUGUUUCCGAAGACCCUCAAAAGUGGUCGCCCUGAGCAGCUUAACACGCGGUCUCAGCAGAUUUAUUUUCAAAAUCCAAGGAACGCUGAAGAAUUUUUGAAACAGCAACAAAUCGAUCGUGAAUACGUCCAGCGAAUGCGAGAGGCGGAGCAGGGCAAAGAUGUUGAUCGUCGCUUCUUCUCACGAAUUAAGGACUACCGGGAUAUCACAGACCCUGACCCGUAUGCAGCGGUCUUUGGCGAGAGUGCCAGUACGCACCGUCUACGCACUGCCGCCUGGCAGCGCCAAUUUGAGAAGGAGAACGAAGAUGUGGAGCUUCCAUAUGAGCGGACCAACUCCAUUGCGCGGUUGGCACCAAACUGGUUCGUACGUUACUUAGUAAAUUUACGCGAUCAAGGCGGUUCGGAUCAUCUAUACUUCUUGGUGGCUCUUGGGUUUUUAACUUUGACUUUGCUGGGCGGUGUGAUUUAUCUGUUCCGAGCACCUCCUAGCAAGUCCAAACCCACUAGUGAGAUUCGGUGAGUAAUCAGCUCAUAAGACUGAGUUUAGGCGUCUGAAAAGUCAUUCGGAUCUGUGGAGAAGAUAUUUUCCGCCCCUUACUACUCUGCCACGUUUUCAAAGGUGAAUACGUCGUGAAAGGUUGCACACAUUGUGUCUCUUGACGAGGUUCAACUACUGUUCCUUGUUGAUGCGUUUUUAUGUACAUCAACGUGUACACAAAGUUUAUGGUUCGACCCCAGUUCUGCGUCUAAUUUCGAAUGAAUUCAACUGAAGGCUGAAAAAAUAGUGGAUACAGGUUAUUUUUAA
Molecule: messenger RNA, 1147 nt
Organism: Phytomonas sp. EM1
Lineage: Eukaryota; Euglenozoa; Kinetoplastea; Trypanosomatida; Trypanosomatidae
Source: the annotation of a GenBank genome assembly